AUGCUAGAAGGCUUUAUUAAAAAAUAUGUGCUUAUUUUGUUGUUUGGUCUUGUCAUCUCAAGUGAUCAUGUAGAAGAGUGGCCAGCUUGUACUCAUGUGGAUCCUUAUGAAAACCUUGGGGAUUGGAUGCAGGUGAAUGCUGAAAGUUCGAAAUGCAAUCACACUACACAAGCUGAUCGAGAGACGGAAAGAGAAGCCGAAAGGAGAAAAUGGGGUGAACGAGCAUUUUCUUUUGACAUGGUUUCCAGUGAUAAAAUCGGUCCAAGACGAAUACUCGACUAUCAGGCAGAAAAGAACUGUAAAAAUGCGAGCUUUCAACACGACCAAUCAGUGUCAAUUGUGAUCAUUUAUCACAACGAAUGUCUUUCCGUUCUCCUUCGAAUGCUCACAUCGAUUUUCGAUCGAACACCUGAAAGCAAUCUGCAAGAAAUAAUUCUCUACGAUGACGCUAGUGAAGUCGAGCAUAUCUUAGUCGAGAAAUUACAAGAAUUUGGACAUAUUACCGAGAAAAGCGAUAUUUUGAAAAUCCAUCGAAACCCGGAACGAGAAGGACUGAUUCGAGCAAAAGUGUUAGCUUCACGAAUGGCAAUUGGCGAUGUGCUCAUUUUUCUCGAUUCACAUUGUGAAGUGAGCGAAGGAUGGCUGCCACCACUUCUCGAUCCGAUUCACAAAAAUCCAAAGAGCAUCGUUUUACCGAUUGUUGACCUGAUUUCUCCAAUCACUUUCAAAUAUUCAAAGGCAUUAAUCGCUCGUUGUGGCUUUGAUGAUGCUCUCAAUUUUAAAUGGCUUUAUCUACCUUGGGAAUAUUGGAAUGUUGAAGAGAACAUCGUGAAACCAUUUGAAUCACCAUCAAUGUCCGGUGGGCUUUUGGCGGUGCAAAGCGAGUUUUUCCGAGAAAUCGGGGAAUAUGAUAUGGGAAUGGAGAUUUGGGGAGCCGAAAAUCACGAAUUAUCGCUCAGGACUUGGUUAUGCGGAGGCCGAGUGUUGAUUGCUCCAUGUUCACGAGUGGGACAUGUCUUUCGAAUGAGAAGACCUUACAAGAGUGCACCAAAAAACAAAGAAGCGGCUAGAGACACGAACUCAUAUAAUUCAGCUCGAACGGCUAAAGUUUGGCUAGGCGAUUAUUUGAAAUACUUCAUUCGGGCAAAUCCGAGAGCAGCUAAAUUGAAUGUGGGAGAUCUGAAAGAAAGAUUCGAGAUAAAAGAACGCUUAAAAUGCAAGGAUUUCUCAUGGUUUCUCGAAAAUGUUUAUCCAGAAUUCAAGAAAAUCGACGAAAAUGUUGAUAAAGAAGAGUUG
Messenger RNA from Mesorhabditis belari, 1296 nucleotides. Lineage: Eukaryota; Metazoa; Nematoda; Chromadorea; Rhabditida; Rhabditidae. The record is from the annotation of a GenBank genome assembly.